AUGGAUUCCAACGCGGUUCAAGAUACCCUUACUCCAUCACAAAUUCCAUCUUUUUUCAAUGUGUCUUUUGAUUCUUUUCAUACUGGUGAAACUCCAAAUACCGCCACAGAUGUUAGGAAAUUCUUUCCACCUGAGGGGGCUGAACUACUGAAUACUCCAACCGGUGCCGAUCUCCAAGGCAUCACAAAAACCAGUAGGAUUUUCUUUCCUGAUGACAGUGGAAAGAAAGGCGCCUUAACACAAAAUGGCCUAAAUUUCCUCACCGCUGAAACACUUCUUGGUACUAAGCCAAUUAAGAUUGAGAGUCAAACUGAUAAAGAUGGAUCUCUGUCAUCAGUCAAAUCGCCGGUGAAUGACAUGAAGCCUAUUUUGCUUCCGUCAACAGUGACUUCUACUUCAAAUGCAGGGGCGAGUGCCGUGGCACCUCCAACAGUUGUUCAGUCGAAUACUACUAUGGUGAAGUCUUCUAAGCCGUCUGUAGUGCCUGCUACUACUUCUCCCGCUACUUCGAUGACAACAGCGAUUGCUUCAGGGAAUCCAAUUACUACGGCUCCUCCUGUUCCUCCUUUGGAUACCACUUCCAUUGCUGGUCAUGCUGUCUGUGUCCCCACUCUCAGUCUUCCACCGAAGUUGAAUCCGGACUCCUUUCCCUCGGUCACAGAGCUCCCCAAAUCCAUCUUUCUUUCUUCUGGCACUCCUUUAGAUCCUCUUGUUACCCCCACUUUGGAUUUUUCGCGAGUAAAAGCUGGUCAAGCUCAUGGACAGGCUCAGCAGUCCCAACAACAAAUACAAGGCACUACAGCCAUCACUCCUUUCAGCUUUCAACUUCUUCACACUCCCACUUAUGCUGGUCCUACUAUGCUCUCACAGGUAGUGACAGAAGCUCAUAAUACCCUCCAAUCACCCUUAGCUACGGGACAGACCAGUGCUAACUUUUUUGACUACCCGCAGUUCUUCACUGACUUUUCUAACAACACCACUCCCAUUUUCUCGCCCAUUAUUCUCAAUCCUCAAGCUAUCCUCUCCCCUCCCGCUAUUGAUUCAGAUAGUCAGAGAGCUGGUGUUACUGCUGGAACACCCUCAGCUAUGUCAUUUCCUACUUUUCUCAGUACCACUGGUUCGACUCCAAUUAUUUCUUUCCUCUGUCAAAGUCCUGGUGCCAAAGGAGGACAAAGCUUCUUUUACACCUCUUUCGGAACCGGUCAGGAUGCUGGAGGCAACCCUACUCCUGGAACUCCUCUCCUGUUUCCUUCUAAUACCUUCAUUGCCUCCUCAACAACUCAUUCUGCAGAUAGCCUCCUGGCACAAAGUGACCAUCAGCAGAUUCAGCAUCAGCAACAACAUCAUGUAGAGCUCCCAUCUAGCGGGCUACCUCCUGCUAGUAAAGUCUUGAAUCUUACUAAACCGGCUAUUUCUGAGACUGUUCAUACUAUUGCCAACACCACUCACGCUCCAAUUUUACUCGAUCCCCCGAAAAUGACCUCUACGAAGCCGGAAAUCGCUACCACAAGCACUUCUACUACGGGUAGAAAUCCUCCCGGCAGACGUGCUACCAAAGCAACUAAGACGUCAACAUCUGGCACAAAAAGCGGAACCAAGGGAACUAAAGAUGGUGCAGAAAAGCCGCACAGGUGCAUAGAUUGUAACAAGUCAUUUUCCCGAUCGGAUGAGCUGACUAGACAUCGGAGGAUUCAUACGGGGGCUAAACCAUUUGAGUGUACAACUUGCCAUCGAUUCUUCUCCCGGUCAGACCAUCUCACCACACAUAGAAGGACGCAUACUGGUGAAAAGCCGUUUGCUUGUGAGCAUUGCGAUCACAAAUUUGCCCGAUCUGAUGAGAUGAAGAGGCAUGCGAAGACGCAUGAAAAACAGGCUGCCGCAGGAAAGGGUCUCCAUGGCGCACCGAGAAAGAAGCAGCGAGUUGCCGCUUCUACCACUAGCACUGUUGCUGUGAAUGCUAGUGCUCGGCGGCAAGUUGUGGCCCAGAUCAAUGCUACCGCUGCUCCUACCACUCUCCAACAUCAGCAGCUUAUUUACCUCAACGGAGAUGACUUUACCACUUCUCAAGGGUUCCAAUUUUCAAAUUCUUCCGGCACAAGCGGAAAAUCAAGUGAUUUUGACCCUCUUCAAUCCAUGAAUUGUUUAGCUCCUGGUAAUGCCACCCCUAGAUCAUCAGCUGUGGAGUAUCUGGCUCAAAUCCAAGCCACCCCUUUGGCUCAUCAUCCGCCUCCGCCCAUAUAA
Messenger RNA from Rodentolepis nana, 2241 nucleotides. The record is from the annotation of a GenBank genome assembly. NCBI's taxonomy places the organism in Eukaryota, Metazoa, Platyhelminthes, Cestoda, Cyclophyllidea, Hymenolepididae.